AUGGCAGGCCACGCAAUGGAGAUCCCUGAAAUUAUUCAGUCAGCCUCAAUUCGGCACAAUCCUUCCGCUGCCCAUGAUAUCAACCCGGCCACCGCGGCCUCCGAGAAACGGCCUGUUGUUGCCGCCCCAGCUUCAGACGCGGGUAGUCUCUCGUCAGAUCUCGUCGAUGAGAGGCAUGUAGUCCGACCUUUGCGCCGACGCCAGACCCUCCCUCCACUUCCAGAUCUUCGCUUCGAACAAAGUUACCUGGCUAGCCUAAAAGACGCAGACACCUGGGGACGAAUUACAUGGAUUACCGUGAGAGACCAGGUCCUUCUGCCACUCAUCCAAGGGACUGUCUGGACACUCGCGCUCUCCGGUUGGAGAUUCUGGAACCGCAACGCCUCGCUUAGUGGACAAACGCUCGGCAGUAGACUUCGGCGCUGGUGGUACGAUGUCAAUAACUGGAAGCUUCCACCUAAAUGGGGCAGCAGCCCGAAGCUUGCUGGUCAAGUUGAAGAAUUUUACGAAGCCCAGUUCUCCAACGCCGGUUCCGAUUAA
Penicillium angulare is the source of this 540-nucleotide messenger RNA. Its product is annotated as DUF1770 domain-containing protein. The coding region runs from base 1 to 540 and encodes 179 amino acids. NCBI's taxonomy places the organism in Eukaryota, Fungi, Ascomycota, Eurotiomycetes, Eurotiales, Aspergillaceae. The record is from RefSeq and is a predicted model, not a curated record. The transcript is spliced from 3 exons. Gene Ontology annotation, molecular function: mitochondrion autophagosome adaptor activity. Gene Ontology annotation, biological process: mitophagy.